UCUGCCGUCAUCGUUACCCAACUCUUUACGCGAGCGGCACCGUAUGUUGUCAUUUUUACCUUCGAAAAAGCUGGAAAUUCUGCAAAAAUAUCUCACGUCUUUCAAAGCAAGCCGGUCUCCGACCCUUUAUUUCUUUCCUUCUUUCUUCUAUCCCUGUCGACAAGAUGAAACCUUGUUUAUUUCUCCUUCUGCUCGGGGUCGUUUGGGCAGACAUUUUCCCCGGCGAUGAUUACAAAUUUCACCACCACACUGCGGAGGAGUUGAAGCAGGUUUUGGAUGAAACUCACGCAGAAUGUCCCGACAUUACCCACAUUUACAGCCAGGGUAAAAGCACAAAUGGAGAAGAUUUAUGGGUUAUUGAGAUCACUGAUAACCCUGGACAACAUGAAUCUGGUGAGCCGGAGUUCAAGUACAUUGGCAACAUGCAUGGUAAUGAGGUCGUAGGUCGCGAAAUCCUCCUGGUUCUUAUCCCAUACCUCUGUAAGAUGUACAAGAGCGGGGAUCCAGAGAUAAAACAUCUUAUUGAUGAGACAAGAAUCCACAUCAUGCCAUCCAUGAAUCCCGAUGGCUACAAGAAGGGUUAUGAAAAGGUGAUAGUUGAAGGUAAUAAAGAUGAUUGGCUGACUGGACGAAGGAACGCUAACAACGUGGAUUUGAAUCGCAACUUUCCAGACCUCAAUCGUUACCUGAAGGCCUACAAAAGAACUGAUUUCUCCAGAAUUCACGGCAAAAACCAUCACAUUUCAGCAGCCAUUAAGGAUAUCGGACAUGAGCUGGAAGCAGAGACUAAGGCAGUCAUAGAGUGGCUUCAGGAAUAUUCAUUUGUCUUGUCGGCCAAUCUUCACGGUGGUGAUCUGGUUGCAAACUAUCCAUUCGACUCAAGCUACAAUGAUAAGACGGAGUACCAAGCAUCGCCUGAUGAUGAAGUGUUCAGAGACCUUGCCUCAGCCUAUUCCGAAGCCCAUCUUAAAAUGUCCGACCCGAACAGAAAGUUAUGUGACGGAGAUCUGGGACCAGUGUUCGAGGAUGGGAUUACCAAUGGAGCAGCCUGGUACCCACUCAGGGGAGGAAUGCAAGACUACAACUACCUCCACACCAACUGUUUUGAAAUAACCCUGGAGCUGGGAUGCACCAAGUUUCCUGAAGCGUCAGAUCUCAAAGGUUACUGGGAAGAUAACAAGCCUGCCCUCAUCAAAUACAUCCAAAUGAGCCACAUUGGAAUUAAAGGACGAGUGACUGAUUUGUAUGGCGAUGGAAUCGAACAUGCAGUCAUCGAUGUCGACGGAAUUACACACUACAUCACAACAGCAACUGAUGGCGAUUACUGGCGUCUACUAUCAGCGAACGAAGACGGGAGUCCCCGUCAUUAUACCGUCACGGCAAGCGCCCCCAACUACUACUCGGAGAAGAAGAUCUGUACGGUGUACGCAGACACCGAAGCGACAUCUUGCGACUUUACCUUGGAGAGGAAUAACGAGUUGCCGAUGAAGGGGGUUUCUGACGAGGAGAUGGAGGCACUGAAACGAGAACUGGAGAACUUCAUCUAGAAACGAGAAAAGAAACGGGUAACGUUUGGACUGUAUUCAUCAGGGAAUAACUUAUUCUUAAGUAUUUUUUUUUUUUUUUGGGGGGGGGGGGGGGAGGGUCAGAGAUUUCCCUUCACAUAAUUUUAAGUUCUAACCAGGGAUAGUGUUGUCUCUGGGCUAUAAUUAUGAGGCAUUGUGGAAACAAUUUCAAAGCCUUCAUUAACACAGACAUAUUCAUGGUGUCUAAAGUAUGAAACAGGAAAACUAUCCUCCUUUUUUGUUUGAAACACAUGGCCAAAAAAAUUAUUUUCUAAAUUACGACGGAAGACUAACUUGACAUGCUGCAAUUGAAACUUCCAAAACGUAAUCAUAAUGACAAAUUAUAGCGAUGAAAUUUCGAGAGAUGCAAAAAGAACGGGGGGGGGGGG
Molecule: messenger RNA, 1954 nt
Organism: Asterias rubens (European starfish)
Lineage: Eukaryota; Metazoa; Echinodermata; Asteroidea; Forcipulatida; Asteriidae
Product: carboxypeptidase E-like
Exons: 8
Coding region: 165-1547 (460 amino acids)
Biological process (GO): proteolysis
Molecular function (GO): zinc ion binding; metallocarboxypeptidase activity
Source: RefSeq, a predicted model, not a curated record